CGUCUGUUGCGUCGGUCGCUCGAGUCCUUUCCGCUCGCAAGAAAACACGCGGCAUUUGUUUUCGCCUCGUACUAGAUGCUGUCUGCAAUCGGACACAACAAAAGCACAAGCGGUGGCAAUAAAAAAAGCCACAGCGGCAGCGUGGAGCGAAAUUAAGCGGAGGCGCAGGAAGAAAACAAAAAAAAAAAAACGUAACUAAUCACCAGGCCAUCAAUGGCGGCCACUUUAGGCCAUUUUGUGGCAUAAGCGGAAACGGAAAUGGGCGACCCCAAAUAAACAAUCAUCACAUAAAUACGUAAUCAACAAGCGGCCCCAAAAAACGAGACGCCUUGGCUGGCAGCCAAAUCGGCAAACCACCCACCUCCCAGCCACCCACGACUCACCACCCAGCCACCCACCGCAGCAUGUAAGGCUCUGGGGGCGGGGGGAGUGGCACAGACAGUCGGAGCAAAAGUGGGGGUGUAGCGAUGUGAGGGCAAAACAGUUUGCAAUAUUUAAGAACAGAAGCGAGAAGGACGAGCACCUGUUGCGGACCCGGCCAAAAAAGACUUCACCGGAGUGGACUGGACGGGGUGAGAAAGUGGCGGUGAAAGUUCAGGUGAAAGGUGAAAGCCGCACACUGCAACAAUGGCCGUCAAUGUACUGGACUACGAUCACUUCGCCAUCAGCGCCAUCGUGGUGGGCAGUCUGCAGCUGAUCUUCUUUUUGGUCAACUCCAUGCUCCACAUGGACAAGCUGACGGACUUUGCCGGCGGCGUCAACUUCAUCAUCAUCUCCCUGCUGACCUUCUUCCUCGGCCAAAUCGAUCGCCCUUCGAAGGCCUACGACAGUCGCCAGCUGAUGGUCACGCUCUUUGUUUGCCUGUGGGGCGCACGGCUUUCCGGAUAUUUACUAUAUCGCAUUAUAAAGUUGGGUCGCGACAAGCAGUUCGAGGAUACCCGGAGCAACAUCAUCCGCUACGCGGUCUUCUGGACGUUCCAGGCCGUGUGGGUUUACAUAGUGUCACUGCCUGUAAUAAUCAUAAACUCGCCGCGCCACUCGCAGCCGCAUGCCCCAAAGACGAUGACCACACUGGACUCCACGGGUACGGGUAUGUUCAUCGUGGGUUUGCUGGCGGAGACCUAUGCGGACCUGCAGAAGUUCUCGUUCCGCCAGGAUCCGGCCAAUCAGGGCAAGUUCUGCAAUGAUGGUUUGUGGAGCGUGUCACGGCAUCCCAACUAUUUUGGCGAAGUGGUCAUCUGGUGGGGCAUCUUUGCCAUAUCCCUGAAUGUGAUCAGCGGCCAUGAGUGGGUUGCCAUUGCCUCACCCAUUUUCACCACGAUGAUCAUUCUCUUUUUGUCGGGAAUUCCCUUGCGGGAAAGAAGUGCCGAUGAAAAGUACAAAGACCAGCUGGAGUACCGGAAGUACAAGGCCUCGACCUCGCCGCUGAUCCCAGUGCCGCCUGCCGUCUACGUGGAGGUGCCCAGUGCCCUCAAGUUCAUCCUGUGCUGCGAGUUCCCCAUCUACGACUCGAUGCGGAUCCAGAAGGACCUCAGUCCGUACUCGCUGUCGAUAGCGCGCUCGCACUCGCACAUCUAGCAGUCAGUGGCCCACUCCGGCAGUGCGACGGGUCAUGGCCAGGGUCACUCCGUGGCCCACUCCCUGCACCGGGGCCAGUGCUACGGGGCCAAUGGCGGCGAUGCCGAGAGCCACCACAACUGCGGCGGAAGCUGCCGCAACGUGCACGUCAAGUCGAAUCCGUACCAGUGCGAGGCGGGCUACGGCCACUACUCGGUGUGCCACACGGACGACGAUACGGACGACGGGAUCAUCUACAUGGACCGCACCCACUUCUACCACGAGCAGGACGGCCACCAGGCGAAGUCGGCCGGCGCCAAGUGCAGCUACCUGGCGGAGGAGGAGCUGGCCUCCGACUACGACGAGGAUGUGCCGGCGAUCGACCUGAGCAAGGCCACCAGCGUGGAGACCUUCGCCACCCGGGUGCAGUCGGAGCAGGUCGUGAAUGCCGAUGGGUUGCCCGUGACAGUGACCACGAUUUUGUGAUUGCCACUUUAAGAUUUGCUCUCGAUCGGAUCGGAAUUUUAUAUUGGAUGUACAAUGGGGUGGAUCUCUGUUGGCUGAUAUUUUAAAACCAUAAUAUCUAAAUAUCUAGAAAAUUAUACUUGAGUUGGAGUUUUCUCAAAAUAAUCACUCAUACGACAGGUAAGCCAGAUAGGCACAUUUGUUUUUCAAUCCAGUUCUUGUCAAUACGUAUGAGUGAUGUAUAUGAUAAGAAUUUAUUCAGCAGACAUACUCCAAAGGUCGUUUUAAAUACUUAAGAGGUUUAUGUUAAUCAACAUUUCUAUGGGUGAAUUUUGGUGAACAUAAAUAUAGAAAAUGUACUAUAUGUUUUAGGAGCUUUUAGAUCAAAACAGUCGUUUUCUGGCAGCCCAGGGCCAAUGUUCUUGUAAAUAAAAUGGGUGACCAAAAACUAAACACAAAUGGGUUUGUUAACCCCAAAUCAAAACGAAACCUUAAGGUACAACCUUACUUUUUUUUUUGAUUCAACUGCGUUCCACCCUUUUGUACAUACAUAAUGAUGGGGAAAGGGGAUUAUUUAAGCUGACGAAUGCCAAAAUACUCACAGCUGUCUAACACUCUAGUCUCUAUGCUAUUGUUGCUCAAAUAACUAAUGUGCCUCUUAUGUGCCCAGCGCACCCUUAGAUUGUUGCACUCUUUCAAAGUUUACGCUAGUCUCUGUUGAACCCACGUUGCUCCGCGACUACUGUUGCCCCCCUAGAUCAAGAAUGGAAUACAAAUAUAUCUCUAUAACUCUGUAGCAUAUGUAUUUUAUUAUCGAACCGCAAACCACACCCCACCAAACAAAAGGAACCGAAUCUGAGGCCAUUUAAACUGAAACAUAUCCCAAGGCAAUGGCCAUCCAACCAAAGGUUGGGUCGCCAUGAAUUAAAAUAGGGAGGACGUUCAAUAGCCAUUGUUAUUUUAUAUACUGGAAUAUCUACUCGCAGUAGCUAAUGACAAAUAUACCCCAUGUUACCAACAAUGUUUGCGAUAUGUGUACGUGUCGGUGUCUAGUUUGUGUCUCAAAUGUUAAGCAGUAUUACCUAAUGAACGAAUUGUACCUAAUUGAUUAUGCUGAGUAUGGAAAAUAAUAAACGAAACUU
Drosophila gunungcola (fruit fly) is the source of this 3164-nucleotide messenger RNA. RefSeq lists its product as uncharacterized. Gene Ontology annotation, biological process: lipid metabolic process. Gene Ontology annotation, cellular component: membrane. The record is from RefSeq and is a predicted model, not a curated record. NCBI's taxonomy places the organism in Eukaryota, Metazoa, Arthropoda, Insecta, Diptera, Drosophilidae. Gene Ontology annotation, molecular function: oxidoreductase activity, acting on the CH-CH group of donors. The transcript has 7 exons.